AAGCGUGCCAGUGUCGGGGAGGGAGCAUGGCCGACUCGCAGCUCCUUUGCCUGGACGACACGCACUUGAACGAGUGGCUGACCGAGAACCACCCGCGGUACUACUACAGCGAGCAGCAGCGGAGGACCUUGGAGGCUCUGGUAGGCAAAGGGGAAAAGGCGUACAAGGAGCAGCUGAAGAAGGAGCAGUUGCGCGACUUUCUCUCCAGCCGGGAGCGGCAGGACUUGCGGAGCAGCUGGUGCGGCUACGACGCCCACCUGGAGGGCGGGAAGCCCCUCACGGGACCUUCCGGCAAGCCCCUGUCGCUGGCCUAUUGGCCCGAGCGCUCCGACACCGAAAUCCCGCCGCUGGAUUUGGGCUGGACCCACAACACUUUCUACCGAGGGCUCAACCGCCUGGCUCUCUUCACGCACCCACGUAAGGAAGAAAAUGCGCCUCACGUCAAGGAAGUGGCGCGCGAAAUGAUCCAGCAGGCGCACAAGAUCAUUGCAGUAGUUAUGGACCAGUUCACAGACAGGGAUAUAUUCCAGGAUAUUGUAGAUGCAGCAUACAAGCGUCGGGUCCCAGUCUAUAUUAUCUUGGAUGAAGAAGGCUCUAAGUUCUUCCUGGAGAUGUGCAAAGGCAUGGAGCUCUGUGAUUUCCAGAUCCGGAAUAUCCGUGUACGCUGUGUGACAGGAGUUGGGUACUAUAUGCCAUCAGGGAAGAUCAAAGGCAAUUUGGCAUCCCGUUUUUUGAUGGUGGAUGGUGAAAAGGUCAUCACUGGCUCCUACAGUUUCACAUGGACUUCAUCCCACAUAGACAGAAACAUCAUUUUGUUCUUGUCGGGACAGAAUGUCGAAAUGUUUGAUAUUGAAUUCCGUGAGCUCUAUGCCAUUUCAGAGGAGAUAGAUCUCUAUAAGGAGCUGAACAUUCCAUGCCCUUUCCGUCAAGAUGCUGGAAAACUGGGAUUUUCCUCUUCCACUGUGGCCCGGAAGGUCAUCAACCCAAAGUAUGGAUUAGUGGCAGGGGUUCCCCCAGGGGAAAUGAUGCGCUGGGCUUCUCGCCAGAUGCAGGAGUCGCAAGGGAACCUAAAAGGGAGGGAAGAAGAAAGUGAGUCAAACAGACGACUGCAUAGUUUUCUAGAUGAUCUUAUUUCAAUAGAGCAGGUGCUGCCGGAAAUUGAGCCUCCACUUGAGGAUCUGAGCAGAGUGAACCGGAGUCCUCAGAAGUUCUUUUCUCGGUUCCAUCAGGACAUGAAAAAUAAAUCCAAAUCCAGAGAGUCCAUUCGUGACCUCAGGAAAGAUGAUGUUGCCAAUGGGGAGACCAGUUCCAAGCAGGGUAAGAGAUUUGGCAGUGGACUUUUCAGAAAGGCCAAGCGUCUGCCACACUUGAAUGCUGAUGCAAGUUCUGUUACCAGUGAGACUCUAACAGGAGACGACUUUGUGAUUGUGAUGGCGCCAAAGGAGGGCCAAGCCACCUUUAGUGUUCGUAGUAGUGGGGACACCUCAGGUAAGAUGAGUCUAAGCUCUCAUACAGGGGGAAGAGCCAAACAGUCAGCCUGUGUGGUCUCAUGACUGAAGGGGGGAGACCUGCUGGAAAAACUUGAGAAGAAGCAUCUGCUGGAAUGUAUGACUAUGGGCUCAUUUCAAGUCUGCAGUCUAAUUUCCUCAAACAGUCUAUAUUGCCCCUUCAAUGUCUAGAAUGGAGCUGGAGCCUCCUGUUAAAGCACACUGGGUCAAAUGUGUAACCUGAAAGAUUCUGUCUGAAGGAACAUAAUUAAGUAACUGUGAUAAAUGGAUUUUCAAGUGAACUCCAGACUGGCACAGAUACAGGGUGCUAUUUCAGUUUGUCUGGCAACAGAAUCAAAUGAACAUUGGUGGGUUGUCCAUAUUUGUUUUGUACUACACUUUUAUUGGGUUAGCAACUUAAGUCAAAGUCAAAAGAUCCCAGAAAAGAUGUGAAACCUGUGGCUUUUGUUUUUUAUUAAACUUUGUACAACGUCUGCCUUCAUUUUUUAAAAAUAAAGCUCUAAGGUAAUAGACUUGUGCCUAUAAAAAUAUGCAUACAUAUUGAAGUGCAUGAGUAAAUGUAUGGUUGAAAGUUACCUUUAUUUCAAACUGUGUUUAAUACUACACAGACACAAUUAUUUGCGGAGUUCAGCUUUUGCAUUCUAAAAAAAAAUGUUUAGAAGCCAUAAUUCAUUAACAAAAUAUUUAUUUCUUAUUGAGAAUUUUUAAAAAUGUGAUUGCAGAAGCCAUAAUUCAUUAAGAAGCCAUAAUUCAUUAACAAAAUAUUUAAUUCUUAAUGAGAAUUUUUAAAAAUGAUUGCAGAAUGUUGUAGACAUAUGCAAAUUAAAAGCAGACAGAUUUUAUAUGAUAAAUAUUUUGGGGCCCACCUUACAAUCUCAAGAUUUGAUUGAUAUGUCUUAAUUUUUUUCAUAAUAUGAAAUCAGACAGUAGAGCCCAGCAAUAGUUGUUGCUUGGCCUGGUACUGGAAUUCCACUUCAGAUGGUAUUAACAAUGGAAAUGCAAAUACGUUUUGUGGUUAUAUAAAUAUGUCUGCAUAUUACAAGUUGCAGUAUUCUAAACAACUUGAGUUUACCUUCUUUCUACUGCUAUAGUGCAUUUGUUAGACAUAUUGGCUUACAAAUUGAACAGUCACUUGUCUGUUUUUGGGUUGCCAACCUCCAGGUUGAGCCUGGUGAGCUCCCAGAAUUACAGCUGAUCUCCAGACGAGAGAGAUCAAUGCCCCUGUAGAAAAUGGCUACUUUGUAGAGUGGACUUUAUAGUAUUGGGGCCCCUCCCCAAACCCUGCUUCCCCAAGGUCUACUCCCAGAUCUCCAGGAAUCUCCCAGCCCCGAGCUGGCAACCCUAUUUUGUCUUGUCUCUCCCCAUGUUUCUGGCUAGUGUGUUUCCACAAAGGCUCUGUCAAGUAAAUUAUGUACUCUUGAACUGCUUUCUCUGUGAGCAACGUUGUUUACAACUGAAUGUUCCAACAAGCAGCUACAUGAGGUCCUUGAACGUUAACCUGUAAUGUAUGAAAGGUAAGCUGUACAUGAAUCUGAAGCUUGUAUAACUCCCCUCACAAAUUGCUCUUUGGAUAUUACUGUAAGCCCCUCCACAUGAUCAUUUCCUUGCAGUGUACCACAGAUGUGUGGCAAAGUUAUCCUUAGGAAUGAUGCACAGUCUGAGCUGAAAGAUCUAACCCGUAGGUAGUUUACAUGGUCAGGCUUCCUUUGGUUGAGCUCUUUACCUGUAGUUAGUUUGGUUGGCUCUAUCAUUCUGCCUAAUGGUAAUGAGAAUGUUAUUACCAUUUAUGGUAAGCCUACAAUUGGUUGGAUGGACUCAAUAAAAUGUCUUGUGAUUUUUCAUCUGUUUAAAGGAAUUUUUAAUGUCUGUGGUAUCUUGCAUUUGAAGCAGACCUUAGUAUUGUUGAAGCCUUGAUAUCCAAACCUACAUGCAAUAAUAGUGUGCACUUGAGUUCCAUUACAGUUGAGUGCAUCACUGUGAGCAGGGUUUCAGGUUGAGACUCUAAUUAAUUGAUCAUAUAAACAUUCUAAAAACCAGUAUUCUAUCAAUAAACUGGAAAUUGACAGUACAAAAGAACUGAGCUGACCUGAGCUCAACUUACAUUUACAUGUUACUCAAAAUAAAAUGAUUUCAUCCAUUCAGUACACUUCUUUUAAAUUUUGGUGCUAAAUAUGCUAUAUGGUAUAUAUUUUGACAAGCGUGUCUGUUUUGUUUCAUUACUUCAUACAAGAUUGAAAAACUUAUGCAGCCGUAAUUGUCAGCAUUCUUACAUGUUGCAUUUAAAAAUUAACCACUUUUUUCAGUCCUUUGAUGCUUUGCAUCUCUCCAAAACAAACAUGUUUUUAUUAAAAACUGGUCUCAAGAGUUUAUUAGGAAAUUAAUCUUGCAAGCCUUCACUUAAUUGUAUUUAAAUCUUUCCCAUAAUCUUGAGUAGUACUUUUAAAAAUCUGCAGUACUUUCUACUUAUGCACAUUUCUUUGGUAUAUUUUUCUUAUUAAGGCUUAAUAGAAAAUUUCUCAACAGUCCUUCAGCUAUUAAUUUAAUCCAAUCUCAUAACAGUAUCGACUUUACCUGGAAUGUUUUCCUGUUUAUAAAACUUCUUAGUCUGUCUCACACAAUGUCUUUCCAACCCAAAGAAUAUUUUAUUGGCUACCUUUCUAUAGAAGAAGUACUCCCGAUAUACUUGCUUUAAAAUAUACAAAAUAUAUGAUGCCCUCAUAGAGAAAAAGUCAUACAGUCACUUGGAUGCCUCGGUCUCUGGGCUAGAGACUUACUCUUUUUUAAAAAUGAAAAUUUAGAGAACAUGCUAUACCAGUUGCUGCAAUGGGGAACAAUGAUAUUCUUGUGCAGCUUAAAAAAAAAAAGUUUGCAAGAGCCCUGGUGGCUCAGUGGAGAGAAGAUGUCCACUUCCAGGGGAUUGAGACAGGGAAACUGGGAGGAAACCUGCCAUGUGGAGGCUCUGUUGCUGCUGUGCUUUAUCUGUAGCCACACCAGCAAUGGAGAAACCACAAAAUCCCAUCCCUAUGUGGAAGACACCUGAAGUGGGUCUAUCCCUGUUUUUCCUCUUCCCAAGUACAGGUUUCAGUAGAUCUUGAAAUUGAUUUUUCUGUGCCUCAGCUAUGGUGUAAGCUGUGUAUUACACAGUGCUCGAUUUUUAAUAUUCUUUUCCACCGUUGCUAGAUUUCAUAGAACUUACAUUGCAUUUUCUUUCUUACCCUUUAGUAGUCUUUAAUACUAGUUGCUCUGCUUUGACAGCUUUUGUGAAACUUUUUUUGCAGAUGUUAACAGCUUGAAUUUUACAUAUAUUAAGGGCCAAACUAGAUGUUACUGUGGUCCUAUCCAUGGCCAUCAACUCCAUUUUGGAGGCAAAUUCACCCUUUUAAAAAUGCUGUGAGGAACAGGAGAUGACUCGCCUUUCCCCCUACAUGCCUUUUCAAGUGCUGAAACAGGCUGUUUCUGCAUUUGAAAAAGGAGGGGGACAAGAUCCCCUCUUCCCCCUGCGCUACGGGUCCAGGCAUGAAUAGGCUGUCACCUUGAAAUGGCUCGACUUGUCCCUAAAAUGCUGCCAGCAGUCUAGUUUGACACUAAUUCUGGUCAAAUGAAAGUUCUUUUUAGAGUUCCUUGAAACUUCCUGGUAUGUUAAAGGUGAGGCUUGUGGCUUCAUAAUAUCAGGGAUGUGUAUGGAAGAAAAAAUUAUUGGUCCCAUUCUCUGUGCGUUUAUGAUAUUUAAGAAAUGUGUGGCAGCAACACGAAAUGGAUUUAUGUGGCACCUUUCUCUUGUGGCCAAAAUACCAGAGAGGAAAACUUGGUUAGUCUAUUCAUUUCCUUCUGAUGCCAUACAUGGUUUGCACAAGAUGCUGCCACUGACUUCAAUGCUGUAGUGCUAAACUGAAAGCAGGAAAGAAAGUAUGUGGCUUAAGAAAGCCCUUCAUCUGCAGCAUACAUUAGAAUAUACAUACACGCUGCUUAGGCUCUGCUGGCUGGACCCUCAUCUGUCUGCACUGCAGCUUGGUCAGGUACGGGAACCACACCAGGGGUUGAAGGUCCAGUAAGUGGAUUGAGGAUGCACAUACAGUUUCCCAUGAUACAUAUCCUAAUGGAGGUUCAGUGGUCCCUCAAGGUGUUUUUUAUCCCAGAAAUUUCACUUAAUGCUAAUUGAACAAUUCUUUUUUUCUGACCUUUCUCUUUGGUGGAAUAGAUUGAGAAGGUUGCAGUGAAAUAAUGCCAGUAUUCCUGCUGUUUUCUUUGGUCCCAUAUCAAUGCAGGAAAGGAUUAGUAGUUCUUUACACUUCUUUCUCGUUUCCUUUUGGUCUAAUAGUGCCUGUGUUUAUCGUGGCUUGUACAUACAUGGUAUGUCUUUUAACAACCUAAUGGAUUAAACCAUACUUUAAAAUUUUUGACUGUAUAUAUGGAUUAUUUGACACUGUUUGUUGCUGGCAACAUCAAGUCUGGGGCAAGGUGAAAAACCUUCAACACUAAUUUUGUUAUGCAUAUUUGUUAUUCAAUGUGUAUUUGUGCCCUAGUGUCAUAACAGAUGCAUUUUAUAUGACAAAUAAAUUAUAUACUGUGUUUCAGCA
Eublepharis macularius is the source of this 6085-nucleotide messenger RNA. It is a transcript of the gene SACK1F, whose product is annotated as family with sequence similarity 83 member F. The record is from RefSeq and is a predicted model, not a curated record. Lineage: Eukaryota; Metazoa; Chordata; Lepidosauria; Squamata; Eublepharidae. Bases 27 to 1553 code for a protein of 508 amino acids. The transcript is spliced from 5 exons.